AUGGCCGCCCCCACGGGCCGCCUCUGGACGCGGCUCCCCUCAGCCGCCCAUGGUCGGCCGCCCCACAAGCUCGGGGUCCGCUCGGCUCCGCCCUCCCAGCUGCGCAGAGCCCCCUCCCCCUUGCCUGGCCGCCUCCCACCCUGCGACUGGCCAAAGCCCACCUCCGGGCAGGGCUUCACUCAGCCCUCCCCCUCGGGGCGUACCAUUCCCCGCACGGCACGGGGGGGGGUGCCCGGCUCCGAAGGCCCCUGCAAUGCCAUCGGGAAGAGUAGCAACCUGGCGCCUGCAGCCGUGCUCCUCUCCUGGGCCCCGGCGACCUUUGCAAAAUUGUUCCUUGCUGGCCUUCUGGCCCCCGGCGGCUUGCUUCAGUUGGCUCCGGCUACAGAUCGUGUUGCUGUGGAGUGCCUGGGGAGCCUUGCCCGGCUCAAACUGAAUCCGCGCUAUUUCCAGAACAAAUAUGUCACUUUUGCUGCUGUUGACAAGUUUGGUAGGUCUUGGCCAAUAAACCAGACCCUGGCUGCACAAUGUGGAUACACCAUCCUCCAGGACGUCUGGGGAAACCUCGAAUUCCAUGCCUCCUUGGUCAGCUGCUAUGCUCAGAUGGUGGGUGAUGAGCAGUUCAGUCUGACGUUCCAAAUCCUGGCAGCUGCAGGCCCAGAGAUGCGUGAUGCCGCUGCGCUGGUGGUCCCCGUGACGUGUUCCUAUGGCCCAUGGCAGCCGCGGGAAAUAGUCUGUGAGGCAAACUACAUGGAAGUUUCUGUAAGAAGGAACGUACCACCCAUCCCUGAUGGCUAUCUUCAAGAUCAGCCGGAAGACUGGGCAGCUGCCUUCCCAGAGGCCAAAGCAGGACCACCAUCUCUCUGGCAAAUCGUCUUCCACACGGACACCCAGAGGAAGGCAAUGAUGGUUGAGCGAGCUCAUGCUGUUGGCUAUGGAGUCAACACCACAGACUCGAGGAUCGUGUUAAGGGCUCCCUACAAUGCAACAGAAGCUCAGGAGAUGGAGGUCCAUGGUGUCCCCUUCUCUGCAGUGAGGUCCAGUACUUUUUACAAGCAGCGCUGGAUGCUCCUGAUGGUGGAUACCGCUGUGGCCUGUCCCAUAGAUGGAGUGAAGUACACAAAAGAGACCAUCGUCUGGACUAUCCCAAAAAGCAUGUCUCCUCUCAUGGUGGGAGUGAGCAAUGUCAAAGAGCUACAGGUGGAGAUGGGUAUCAACCUGUCCAAGCUGCCCGCUCAAGACAUCGCCAGUCGAGGAUACCUGCUGGCCAGUGAUAAGGAUGUUAUCACAGUGCAGAUACCCAUUGGUGCCCCGGACGGUACUUACAAGAGCUACGUAGCUGCUGGGCAACUGGUAACCUCCUACAAAAUCAACCCCUUUGUAGAGCAUCUGUGGGAAGACGACCGGAGGGGCAUUACGAAGCAUACCAUCCUGAAAGAGAUCAGCACCCCUCUGCAGCCUUCCCCAAUCACAGUUACAGAAGGCACCAACAUCCCCCUCCAGCUGUUCAACGUGUCUGUUGGGACCUUCCUGCCAGAUGUGGAGUUGGUCAAUGUGGAAGUGGACGGUUUGGGACCCUGGUCCCUACCGGAAGCUGAGAAGCAGGGCUGUAAGGUCGUUGGAAACAAGCAUCCCAAUAGCAGCCGGGACUUCUUGCUGCAGAUCCCUUUUGACACACCUGGAGUCAAGAAGCAGUAUGUGUCGGGAGCUAUCAGAAACUACACCUUAAAUGUCACGUUUGGAUUCAGCGUGAGCCCCCACGCAGACCCCUUUGACGUCCCAGUCACGCUUGUGGUCCUAGUUGAGGAUGCAGUGUUACCUCAGGCUACCGGCUCCUGUGACGAUGAAGCCCUCUACUUGGCGAUAAGACGGGGCAACAUGGACGAGGGCUGGCUGCCCUUCGUGGGGGACGCGUUCUUGACGCAGGAGACAGCUCAACAGCUUGGGUACAGCUUCCGUGACAAUGGGACCCACCUAGCCCUGAGGGUGCCCCAUCAUGCUGCCCAUGUGGCUUAUGAGGAAGUCCACUCUUAUGGGAUUGUGGUGAGCUUCCAGCUGCUGCUGAAGGACCCUGUCACUCAAGCAGAGAUGAUGGACUUCUCCCUUGCCUGCAGCUUCUCUCCUAAACAUCUCAUUGACUGCUUCCCCAAUGGCACAAUGGUGGUCUCUGCCUUGAAGCUAGUCGGUAUCCCGGACAUGAAGCCCGCCAAUCUUGUGCUGAGGGACAGACUCUGCAGGCCGGCUUUGGUGACAGAGGAAGGAGCAACAUUCAUCUUUAAUGUGAACGCAUGUGGGACUACCCGUAAGUUCGAGAAUGCCACCAUGACAUAUGAGAAUGAAGUCCUGUAUGUCCCCCCAGGUCAAGCGGCACCAGUCUAUCAGUUGAAAUGUGCUUGCCAGUACAUGAUCGGCGAUGCCCUGUUGCUUCGGUACAGCCCCGCUGAAGCUCCGUCGCCGAGCAUCCUGCCAGGAGUCGGUCCGCUGUCUCUUGCCCUGAAGCUAGCCAGAGACCAGUCCUAUCGGGACUUCUACCAGGAUGCGGAGUACCCAGUGACUCGGUACCUCAGGGAGCCCCUCCACUUCCAGGUGGAGCUGCUGCAGAGUCAGGACCCCCAGCUGGAACUGUUUCUGGAAGACUGCUGGGCCACGGCCUCAUCGGACAGGACGAGUUCUCCACAGUGGAACAUUGUGACAGACAGUUGUGAGAAUACAGAGGACUCCCAUCAGACCAUCUUCCACAGAGUCCCCCAUGGUUCCGUCCCCCUCCCUACACACAUGAAGCGAUUUGAAGUUAAAAUGUUCACGUUCAUGGCGGAUGACCAAGCUCUACAGGGACAGGUCUAUUUCCACUGCAGCGCAGUUAUCUGCGACUCCACCUGGCCCUCAUCGGAUGCCCUGUGUGCUAGGCGCUGCAUUCCCAGAAGGCAGAGAGUAGGCCGUAGUGUUGAUUCCCCCAGUGAUCUACAUGGGUAUGUCUCAUCUGGAGCAAUUGUCCUUGGAAGGAGAAACCAUGCUUAAG
This is a messenger RNA of Euleptes europaea (tarantolino), 3016 nucleotides long. RefSeq lists its product as uncharacterized. The record is from RefSeq and is a predicted model, not a curated record. NCBI's taxonomy places the organism in Eukaryota, Metazoa, Chordata, Lepidosauria, Squamata, Sphaerodactylidae. The coding region runs from base 1 to 3015 and encodes 1004 amino acids. The transcript has 22 exons.